CAGAUUCACCCCCAACCCUAUCACGUCAACAACUCUUCCCGAAUCGCCUCUCCUCCCCCAACUCUUUGAUACUGCUCAGUUCGCAUUACCAAGAGGAUCACCAUUUAGUCCCGUCAUUCCAUAUUGCGAAGAAGUUUGCCGAUAUGUCGACGCUCGCAGACGAGCUCCUCCAAGACUUCGAAGGUUCCGGAUCAGAAGCAGGCGGCGACGAACAUGACGAUGGUCUUUUUGGCGGGGCGGGUCUCUCAGAUGGCGCGCGUGCAAAUGGAGAAGACACCGCCAUGGAGGAGGCGCGCGACGAGGAUGCAGACGAGGACGAAGAUGCCAAUAUGAUGGACGGGGCCGACGAAAGCCCUACUUCGGCUGCGGCCGGCGACCAUGACGACGACGACGCGAAGGCCAAAAUAGAAAAGAUGCAAUUAGGGGGCGUUCGCGAUGUGCGGACCGUGGCAGGUCUAAUGAAGACCUUAAUGCCGGUACUUGAGAAAAUCGCAUAUUAUCAGUCGCAACCCGCUCAGUCGACAGAGAAUGUUGGCAACGUGGAAGACCACCCCGAGUACCACCUCUUGACCCAGUCCAACAGUCUCUCGACGCAAAUCGACAACGAGAUUGUCCUUGUGCACAAGUUCAUCAGAGACCACUACUCGGUGCGGUUCCCGGAGCUCGAGACCUUGAUUACCAACCCCCUCGAGUAUGCAAAGGUCGUGGCCAUUCUGGGCAACGGGCCGAUGGACUCGGAAAGCAUCAAGACUCUGCAAUCGUCAACAAAUAACCCGCUGGGGGUCACGCUCAAGCAGGUUCUCGAUGGGCCGUCCUUGAUGAUUGUCACGGUAGAGGCCACGACGUCCAAGGGUCAGGCCAUGCCAGAAGACCAGCUCCAGCGGGUGAUUCAAGCAUGCGAGAUGGUGAUUGACCUGGACAAGGCCAAGAAAACCUUGACCGAGUAUGUGCAGUCGCGUAUGAACAUCUUCGCGCCCAACUUGACGGCACUCAUUGGCUCCUUGACGGCGGCACAGCUGCUCAACCAGGCCGGCGGCCUGACGGCCCUUUCCAAGACGCCGGCCUGCAACCUACCUGCGUGGGGAUCCAAGAAGCAGGCCAGCGCGGCGCUGGCCACCAACGUCGGCAUCCGGCAUCAGGGAUUUAUCUUCCAGUCUCCCGUGAUCCGGAGCAUACCGAGCGACCUCAAGAAACAAGCCAUCAAGAUGUUUGCCAACAAGAUCGUCAUGUGCGCCCGCACCGACUGCUUCCACCAGUUCCGCGACGGCUCCGAAGGCGAGCGACUAAAAGACGAGUGCCUCGACCGUCUGGACAAACUGCAACAGAAGCCCCUGAGCAAGGCCGCGCGGCCUCUGCCGGCGCCGGACGACAAGCCGAGCCGGAAACGUGGCGGCCGCCGGGCGCGCAAGGCCAAGGAGGCGACGGCCAUGACGGAGCUGCGCAAGGCACAGAACCGUGUGGCGUUUGGCAAGGAGGAACAGGAGGUCGGCUACGGAGUGGGCGACAGCACCAAGGGCUUGGGAAUGCUCGGACAGCGAGACGACGGGCGGCUGCGCGUGGCCCAGAUCGACAACCGCACCCGGGCCAAGCUCAGCGCGAAGAGCAAGGGUUGGGGUGGGGCAAGCUCGCUCGCCAGCGGCAGCGCCUCGUCUCUCAGGGGCCUCGCCGGAGGCGGCAGUGCCGGCGUGGGCAACCUCAGCCUGGCCAGCAGCAAGGGUUUGCGAACGUCAGGCGUCGGGACAACCCUGGGCUCGACUACGGCGGGCACGGUCUCUUCUCUGGCGUUCACGUCGAGCCAGGGCCUGGAGCUGGUGGACCCCAAGGUGCAGGCCGAGCUGAACCGGAAGCGCAAGGCGGACGAGGACCGUUGGUUCAAGAGCGGGGCGUUCACGCAAGUGGGCGGGGGAAGUGGCAACGAUGGUUUCAAAAAGCCCGAGCUGCCACCCAGCAAGAAGCUCGAUACGGGCUCAACCAAGUCAUAAGUCAUCAUCACUUUUUUUGGGAUUGGGGAAGAGGGGAAAGGGGGGAUUGUUGUUUGUAAAGGUACUGUGGCGCGAGCAACUCGUGUGAUUUUUUAGUCUAUAGAUACAUCAUGGUAUGCAGUGCUGAUGAGUCUGUGGCGGUUCGUGUUACGCGUAGUGCAGGCAGUUUGUGGGCGGUUACGAGUUUAGGCGGCGCGCGAGGGCACGAUGACGA
Thermothelomyces thermophilus ATCC 42464 is the source of this 2196-nucleotide messenger RNA. RefSeq lists its product as uncharacterized. The transcript has 2 exons. NCBI's taxonomy places the organism in Eukaryota, Fungi, Ascomycota, Sordariomycetes, Sordariales, Chaetomiaceae. The coding region runs from base 144 to 1982 and encodes 612 amino acids. Gene Ontology annotation, cellular component: precatalytic spliceosome; U4/U6 x U5 tri-snRNP complex; U4 snRNP. Gene Ontology annotation, biological process: spliceosomal tri-snRNP complex assembly; mRNA splicing, via spliceosome. The record is from RefSeq and is a predicted model, not a curated record.